CAUCAAUUCAGACACAGAUUCAUCGCCGAUCGGCUCACUCUGCUCACCGCCGUCACCCUCUCCUCACCGCCGCUGAUCUGUUAGCUUCUCCUCUCCUCACCGCCCCUCGCUACUGUGCCGAUCUAGCCUCUCCUUCCCUUGCCGAUCUCAUCUCCUCUUCUCACUGCCGCUGAUCUUUGUAGAAAAUGGUCAAAGGAAAAAGACAAUGGCUGAAACCAGGUGAUUUGAGAACUAAGAAGCUAACAGAAUAUGAGAAAUAAAGAAAUAAGCGAAUCAAGAAGAACUAUGAGGUAAUGAACAAUCUUGGAGUGAAGAAUAUUACAAAUUCUUCGAUGAGUGUGGUUCAGCCCAAAUGUGCAAAUGCAAAGGAAAAGGGAAUUAGGGUUGAGGUAGAUGAUGAUGAUGAGUAUAAUCCGUCAGAGAGUGAGAACGAUAGUGAUAACGAGUCAUUGGGUUCCUUUUAUCGCAAGGAACAAGAGAUGCCACCGGGGUUACGUUUACAGCCUUAUUCGAGGCCAUUAACUCCCACCCCAGAAGAAGGGAUGGAUCCCCCACGUCAAGAGAUUGGUACCCAACCCUUACCACCUCAUAAUGUGCAACCUGUGCAUGAGGUGACUGCAUCUAGUAGUGUUGCAUCACAUGACAGACGUGGUCGUGGUCCAACACGCGGCAUACAAACCCAACGCAUUGUCCAGAAAAAUGGAAAGAUGUUGGUUCCUGUACCUGAACAUUUCCGUGCGCCAGUGGGAGAUCAAGCCUCUAAGUUGGCCUCCAAGAUUGGCAUAGAGGUUCGAACGCAAUUACCAGACUUGAGCAUUUGUAGGUGGAAUAAGGUUCACGAUGCUGAUAAGAAGCCGAUGAUCCAACGCUUGGAGGAUCAGUUUGAUCUACAAGGCAAUCCGAGUGAUGUAGCAAGGACUUUAAACACACAGUUUGGUCGGCGAUUAAGUAGCUUCACCUAUAGGUUGCACAAACAUUACAAGCAACUUAAGGAUGCAAGAGGGGAGGAGUACGCGAGAAGCCACCCACCUACAAGUGUUACUCUUAAUCAAUGGGCAUCUCUAAUUGACAAGAAGUGGAAUAGUAAAGAAUUCAUGGUAUAA
Camellia sinensis is the source of this 1103-nucleotide messenger RNA. Lineage: Eukaryota; Viridiplantae; Streptophyta; Magnoliopsida; Ericales; Theaceae. The record is from RefSeq and is a predicted model, not a curated record.